AUGACCACCAUGGCUCCCUCGGUUUCGAGCGGUUUCCUGGCGCCUCCGACUCAACUCUCGCGCUCGGUUUCUACCUACGAGGAGCUGCUCAAAGCCGGGCAAAGUAUACCCCAGAUUAAGGUCUCAAUCCUCCGGCAACUCUGCGAAAAUGACGACGAAGACGAGGUCAUAAAGCUUGCCCCAAAGCGCUCCGUCAGCUCCCUCCCGAUCCCCGAUGUAUAUCCCCUAAAAAGAGAGCUCUCCCAAACGAGCCUCGGCACCCCGGCCGAGAUGCGGGCCAUGGAGCGUCGGCAGAAGGUGUUGCGGGAGGAAGACCUGCCGGAGAGUGUCGGACCCGACAGCCCGCUGAGGCAUCAUCCUAAGUAUCUGCGCCAAAGCAAGAACGCCGGCGACUUCGAGGUGAUAGCGGCGAUGUGUUUCGCUAGCGGCUACAUGCCGGACGAGAUCAAGGAACGAUAUGCUCAAAGACGCUCCGUCUCCUCCAGCCCCGAGGUCCCCAAAGCGGACACCGAGUGCCCGAUGGAGGACUUCAUCAACGGCGUCAUCUCCCGCGAGCUGAUCUCAUGCGAG
Mesorhabditis spiculigera is the source of this 570-nucleotide messenger RNA. The record is from the annotation of a GenBank genome assembly. NCBI's taxonomy places the organism in Eukaryota, Metazoa, Nematoda, Chromadorea, Rhabditida, Rhabditidae.